AUGCUCUUGACAUUACGCUUCGCGGCGUUGCAGAAAGAGAAUGGGGUCUCGGAUGAUGAUUUCUUGGAUGAUGAUUUCGAGAGUGAUUCUGUCGAUAUCGACGACGGAAAUAGCGCCUUGAAGGGCAAUGACCUAGGAAGGCUCUCCGACAUCGACUCCCAGGCAGAUGUCACUAUGAAAAACAUGGACAACGAGGAUAAUGCAGGGGACACUAUGGAUCUUGAUGAUGACGUCGUCGUGGAUGAUAUCCCAAUCCCCGACACGGACCUUGAUCUCGAGGAUGUCCCAAGACAAUGCGAUCGCCUCGCAGCUGAGAAUGACACUUUCCUAAAAAGGAUCAUCGAAUCUGGAGCCUACCAGUUUUCGCGAGAACUCGGUGAUAUGCCUCGAGCUAAAAGCUUAUCGUCAUCUAAGUCGAGCUCCUUGCGGAGGCUUAAAGUAGUAACAGAGGGUACCCAGAAUAUCCACAUAAUCCUCGUACCGGGAGUAGGGACCCUUGCUUGUGAUUCCUGGUCCUUCUGCAAUCAGGCUUGGACCGAUGCGCUCGCACAACUGGACAUUGGGAUUACCAUGCAUUCUUACGAUUAUGAUGCGUCCCUGAGCGACCACUUUUCCUGGCAGCAUCUCCUAGAUGAGGGAGCUGAGCUUCUAAGCAAGCUUCGAGCCUUUCUAGAUAGCCAAAAGGAAUCGCAAACUAUACUGUUCAUUUGUCAUGGCCUUGGCGGUGCUAUCGCAAAAGAGGCUCUCUAUCUCUCUAGAACAGCAGACAGCCAGUACCCCGACCUCUUGAACGUUGUGGCCGGCAUUGUGUUCCUUGGUACUCCGCACCGCCUCGAAGGAGGCGAUGAGGAACUUGGUGAUCGAUUCACCCGCAUUCUAAAGCUUGACAUCAACAAUGGCACGGCAUUAAGUAGCGAUCCUUGGACGCUCUCUUACGUUAAUACCAAAUCAAGCCCAGGACAUAAAUCUCACGUGGCUCUCCUGGAGUUCUUUUCUGUGGAACAACGUGACCCCAAAAUACCUUGUUUCAUGAUGGACACAUAUGUGAGGAACAAAGACUUCUACGGAAGACAGGAUGUUCUAAGCAAACUUGAUGAUCGCCUUCUCCCUUCAAAAGAUACGCUGCCAUCUUCGCAGUCCGAUCAAAUACGCGUGGGAAUAUUGUGCGGCAUGCCUGGUUUAGGGAAAACAGAAAUCGCUUUGGAAUACGCAUUUACUCGAAAAAAGAACUUCGAUGCGGUUUUUUGGAUCCGAGCCGAUGAUGUAUCCAAACUUGAAUCGGACUUCGCCCAGAUCGCUAUCAAAUUAGAAAUCCAGGACUCCAGAGAGCCAGACGACAAGAUCAACAAUAGAGCGCUCGCAAUUGAAUGGCUUCGCAACCCGUUCAAGACAGACUGCGGUACUGGGAAUCAAUUACGAGCUUCCUGGCUGGUUGUGUUCGACAAUGCCGACGAUCCUGAUAUCCUGAAGCCAUAUCAUGAAAUCGCUAGUAGCGGAGCAGUCUUGAUCACCAGCCGGAGCCCCCUCGCGAGAACAGCCCUCUCGCAACAUGCGAUCUCUGUCGAUGUUCAACCGUUUAAUCUAGAAGAUUCUGGAUUGUUUGUUCAAAAAUUUACAGGGAUCCAGGGCCGGCUUGAAGAAGCAAGACAGGUCGGUGACCGACUAGGUGGGCUGCCACUUGCGCUCGCCCAGAUGGCUGGCAUAAUUAGGCUCGACCUUUUAACAUAUACUGAGUUCAUGAGACUUUACGAUGCUGGAGAAAUCCACAAGAUGGAGGUUCAACAACUGCAGUUGCCAGCUUGUAGUAACUUGUCAACAGUCUUAGAGAAGCUGUCAGAUGCUGCCCGUGCAGUUUUGGAAGUUUCAUCGUUUUUGGAUCCAGACAGUAUCCAGGAGAGGAUCUUGAUGAAACAUACUACUAUUAUAGAUAUGCCCUCGUAUCCUGAGGAUGAAGUUGCCUUUUUUAAUGCUCGGAAGCAACUGAUCGGGUCUUCUAUUUUUCGUCAUAACCAGGACACGGCUGAGUAUUGGAUGCAUCGUGUUACGCGAGAUGGUGUGCGUGUCCAAAUCGAACCCGAGCGGCAACGAAGGGUAUUUUUAAACGCGGUCACCAAGGUCGCAGCGGCCUGGCCGGUUAGAGAAGUUGAAAGUCAUGAUGUCAACCUAUGGGAGGAAUCUAGAGCACUCUACCCGCAUGUCAUCAGCCUGGAGAACGCAUAUAAGAAACACUUCAAGCAUAAAGAAUAUGUUGACAGUGACUUCGAGUUUGCUAGACUUCUCAAUCGCGCUGGAUGGUACCAACACGAACGCGGCGAAUCGCCUAUCAUAAAGCCUUUAUUGGAAUUGGCCCUAGAGCUUUGCAAUCGUAGUAAAGAAAUCGAUCACCAAGACUUGGAAUCCGACAUUCGGCACACACUUGGUGCAGUCGCCAGCGGGACAAAUGACGCAGCCAGCAGCAUGGACCAUAAUAAAAAGGUCCUUGAGAUACGCUUAAAGAUAGCAGAGAAGCUGGGAGCAGUGGACGAGAAACUCGCAAGCGCUUAUAACCAGAUGGAAUCUUUUGCGACGUCUGCACGGGAGUACGAGAAAAUCCCGGACUACAGCAAAGACAAGCGUUCUUUGGCCCUUGUGAACCUUGGGACGACGAAGUGGCUUCAGGGGGACUUGACACAGGCGUCUAAAGUGCUAGAAAUGGGCCUCGCAGAUCGAGUAGAAAAAUAUGGAGACAUGGACAUCCAUUGUUUCAGGACCGGUCGCUUUCUCCACGCACUUGGAAACGUGCGGUUCUCUCAGGGUCGAAUCAAGGAGAGUGAAGAUUUCCAUCGACGGGCCCUUCAGCAAUACCAGUCAACCAUCCGCAACCGCCAUCAUCGAACUGCAGAUGUCUGCCACAAAAUGGCCCAGCAUUGCCUUCGCAACGGGCUUCUUGACGACGCCAUCGGAUUCAUCGAUCAGGCCCUCAAGAAUUGGAGCGUCGACUCAGCAACAUAUGCUCGGGAGAUAUCGCGGACUUCAUACCUCAAGUCUAAGGUGCUUUCAGAAGCUAGGCAGGAGGAUGAGGCAAGAAAAUUGCUAGGGGAGGCAGCAUCCAUGCGGCACAAGAUCACGGGGGUGGAGAGAGACGGCAAGGACCUGCGGGAGGAAGACUUCGACGAACUUGUCACAUUCUGGUCCAGAUAG
This is a messenger RNA of Penicillium cosmopolitanum, 3180 nucleotides long. Its product is annotated as alpha/beta hydrolase. NCBI's taxonomy places the organism in Eukaryota, Fungi, Ascomycota, Eurotiomycetes, Eurotiales, Aspergillaceae. Gene Ontology annotation, molecular function: ADP binding; protein binding. The transcript is spliced from 8 exons. The coding region runs from base 1 to 3180 and encodes 1059 amino acids. The record is from RefSeq and is a predicted model, not a curated record.